This is a messenger RNA of Arvicanthis niloticus (Nile rat), 2313 nucleotides long. NCBI's taxonomy places the organism in Eukaryota, Metazoa, Chordata, Mammalia, Rodentia, Muridae. The record is from RefSeq and is a predicted model, not a curated record.
UCAUUGCGAACUCAUGGACUCUUUCACCUGCCCACACUGGAUGUGUAUGUGCGUCCACCAAACCUGCAACCAAAGGACCAAGCGACAAAAUGACAUCCCAAUUGCACACCUCAAGGAGUUCUGCAGAUGAAGGAAAAGAUGCUGCACUCAAAAAGGAAAAACCCUACAAGAUCUUUUUCAAAGAUCUCUUCCUUUUUAAAGAAAAUGAAAUUGCUGCAAGGAAAAGGGAAAGAAUGAAGAACCACAGCAUGAAAAUCUACCAAAAGACUACGUUUUCCUCCCGAAUGAAGAGCCGCUCGCACCUUGGCCAGCUGGCUUUUUUUGCCGAGGCAGGUGGUGCUUCCUAUGAACGUCUGGGGCUAGAUCCUACUCUUAUUCUCAGACUGACAGAAGGUGCGGACAGAAAGAGGACGGUCCACGAGUUUAUUAAUGACCAAAGAGACAGAUUUCUACUUGAGUAUGCAGUGUUGACCAAGAAGAACACCAUCAAAAGGUUUGAAAGACUCAUAGCCACGAAAGAAAGUCAGCUCAGAAAAGCCGAGAAAAAGCUCCAAGAUGACGCAUUGUCCUUUGAAGAGUUCCUACGAGAAAAUGACCAGAGAUCUGUAGAUGCUCUCAAAAUGGCAGCACAAGAAACAAUAAACAAACUCCAAAUGACGUCAGAGCUCAAGAAAGCAAGCAUGGAAGUUCAAGCAAUAAAGAGUGAAAUAGCAAAAACAGAGUUCCUCCUCAAGGAGUACAUGAAAUAUGGAUUUUUCCUGCUGAAGUUGUCUCCGAAACAAUGGCAAAUACAGCAGUCGCAAAAAAGAGCCCAGUCAACCAAAAGUAACCACAUUCUUCCAAAAAUCUUGGAAAAAUUCUCGAUAAGUGCGGGUAAAAGAGAUAACAGCACCGACUCGGACAGGUUAUCGUUUUCAGAAGAGCGCAGCUCAAAGAGAGGAAGCCAAGGAGGAAGACAGAGGAAAUCUGUUUCGGGCCAAGACUCUAGGAAGUCAUCUGUUUUCGCUCGGCCUGAAAGCAUGGCGUCAGAGGACAGUUUGGAGUACUUCCUAGAGGACGAGAUCGUGGAGUUUGAUCUGAUGCCAGAGAUUUACUUCAAGGAGCCAGAGGAGUUACUGCAGGUCCUCACGGAGCUGGAAGAGCAAAAUCUCACCUUGGUCCAGUAUUCCCAGGAUGUGGACGAGAAUCUCGAAGAUGUCAACAAAAGAGAAAGAUUGAUACAGGAUAAGAUAAACAACAGCAUCUCGUUCCUGCUGGAGCACAAGCACAUGCUUAAGGUGAGCUGUGAACGAGAGGAGGAGAAGGCUGCCGAGCUGGAGCUGAGGUCCAGGCUCUUCAGCUUUGGAGAAUUCAAUUCCGAUGCUCAGAAGCGGCUAACCAUCAGGCAUGAACCUACAUGGAAAUCCAUUUACUUUGCUGAGAAGUUUAUUGAGUUCCUCUUGGCGAAUAUCAGACAGCCAGUGGCGAAAAAGGAUGACACCUUUCAUCUCCCGAAAUACAUUAUCUACCAGCUCAAGAGACUGCAAAAUCAAAUAAAACAUCGAAGUGUCGAGGAAAAGCUGAUUGACUCACUUAGUAGAAAAAUUAAUCAAGUAUACAGAGUCUGCAUCGGAGAUGCUGAGGUUGGCAGCUUGAAUGCAGUUCAAAAACUGGUCAAAGUAGAGUCUCGCCUGGUGGAGCUCAGCGACCUCAUUGAAACUAUUCCCAAAGAAAGUGUGGAAGCGAUUGAAAGGAUCAAGCAGAAGGAGCGACGGCAAAAGCUGCGUGAAGAGAAGAUGAAAGAAAAGCAGCGACACCAGGAGGAACGGCUCAAAGCUGCUCUGGAAAGAGCCGUGGCACAACCCAAGAAGAAGUUGGGAAGACGACUUAUCUACCGUUCGAAGCCUCAAUCUGCUAGCAAACACGACCUGCUUUUAGUCAGUGAUACAAGAUCUAAGUCACAGGAGGAAGAGUAUUUUUUUAGUUGAACAGGAUCAUGAAGAUACUUUAUUAGCAAAUGUUUUGUGUGGAUGGUGGCUUUCAGUGAUGCAUUACUGUCCUAACAGAUGCCAGGAUGCAGUAGACCUUUCUCGAGGCUUACAGGAGUAGGAAUGGCAACUGUUUUCUGCUGAAAGUCUUUACUACUCAUUAGUCCAUCCCAUGAGCUAGGCAACACUGUACUGUAGGUUGUCCCUGUCAGAGACAUAUAUCCAAAGUUAAUUUAUUGUUAUAACAUGAAGUAGGACUUAAAGUAGAAUGGCCUCCCUCAAAGCAUGAGAAUUUUAAUCAUAUUUUCUAAAGCAGUAAGGAAGUUCACAGCUUUGAAUAUACAUU